Molecule: messenger RNA, 1908 nt
Organism: Anthostomella pinea
Lineage: Eukaryota; Fungi; Ascomycota; Sordariomycetes; Xylariales; Xylariaceae
Source: the annotation of a GenBank genome assembly
AUGAUAGGAUCAGAACGUCAUGCAUCCGUAGCGCCGGCAGCCACUAUCCUCGACGCGGCUCGCACGACAGCCAACGCUGCAUCAGACCUCCGCCAUUUGUCACACCCAGAGCGAGCCCUCACGAUGCCAUCCACCAGCCCCAGAAAACGAACCAGCCAGAGCACUAGGACGUCUUGGACCACACGGGGACUGCUUGUCUCAAUUCUCUCCUCGGCCCCUCUGGCAAUGGCACAAGAUGGCACAUGUGUGUCAUUAUCAGGCUCAACCACCUGCCCAGCUUUCGAUUCUGCCUCUGUAUCGACCAGCAGCUAUGUAUACCGCAUAUACCCGUUCUUGCAAUAUGUAACCGACACAGCAUCGUUCGAUAAACAGUUGACCCAGUACGUCCAGGGAAGUUAUGCGCAAGAGAAAUAUCAAAACCUGCUAGGAUGCGGUAGCGUCGAUCUUUCCGAUGCCGAUCUCUAUGCCCGUUUUACCAUUUCGGUCAUCUGUAAUGGUAUUGUCCAGAAUUCUAUCGACAAUUGCACCUUGUCCGCAGAGGCAUCGAGGCCCUUGUGCGCCGACUCUUGCGCUCAAUAUGCCGAGAGUGAAUCGUAUAUCGCGGCUGACCGAGAUCUCUGUCCCACGACUGGUGGAAGCAACCUGCAGAGUCAGAUCCGAGCUGACUUCGUCAACUGCGCUUUACCUGCGAACGCGAUAUCAAGCAACAACUGUAUCCAAGGUAUCGCUAACGAGCCAAACAAUUGUGGAUAUGGCGACAGUACUCUAGGAUUGUGCUCGUAUUGUUCUUCAGGCGGCAUCAACUCGACGGAUACCUGCUGCUACAACUCGAAUGUGGAGGACGUAUGCCAAGGCGUUGUUUUGCCCACGAUUACACCCACGGUCGAUUUCAAUUCAUCAAUGCCUACUGCUACCCCCAGUAGCACGCCAGCUGCGGCAACUUCGAAGGGCCUUUCAGGUGGUGCUAUUGCCGGUAUCGUGAUAGGAUCGCUCGUGGGAGCAUUGCUUCUAGCGUUCCUGCUGUUCAUGUGCAUUAGACUCGCACGGCGAAGACAUGGCAGCCAGAAAGGUAGCGUUUUCAACCAGCCGGCGCCCUCUAGGAAAGGCCCUCAGGCAUCUCAGAUACCCGCAAACGCACCUCCACAGGGAUACGAAGUGCUACCGGGAGGAAGGAUUGCGCGUAUGUCGGCAUUGGAGGGCCACUCGGGGGCUUCGCCGUCGAUACCCGGAGGAUCAAGACCUGGCGUGUCAGCCGGUGCUGCAGCUGCGGGUGCAGCCGGUGGGUAUAUGGCUGGAAGAAGAAGGGGAGACAACCACUCGUCUUCUGAUUCCUUUGGAGACAGCCCCAAUUCCGAGAUGCGAGCUGGUGUCUUACGGCCGCCGCCUACAAACCCCCGUAGGAAUGGGUCUCUAUCAAGCAACUCGGUUUUGGUGGGUGAAGAUCCUCAGUCUCCGACCAGUGCAGGAGGCAUGUCAUCGGCUCCGGGAAUUAACAGCCAGCAGUCAGAACAGCUACCAUUCUUCAAGGACUACUAUUCACAGGACGACAUCCAUCCCGGACACCGCGUCGCGGUACUCUGGGCAUAUCAGCCGCGCGCCGCUGACGAAUUUGCCUUGGAACGUGGCGACAUGCUGAAGGUGGUUGGCAUCUGGGAUGACGGAUGGGCGACGGGCAUCUUGAUGGACGAGAGAGCAGACGAAUGGGAAGCAAGACGGCAAGCACAGAGAGACAGCGGAGUUUCGAAUACGUCCGGUCGUGGUCGAGAGGAGUCGCCUCCAGCCAGCGGAGAGAUCAAGGCUUUCCCCUUGGUAUGUGUCUGCCUACCCGAGCACUGGAGAAAAACGAUUGAAGGAGAUGGAUCUACCGAAACUGGAUCUAGUGCGCACCAAGGCAGCCAGCAUACUUGA